UACAACCCCGCCCCUGUACGUGCAGUAAUCCACACACAGGCGUUAUUUCAUUUUGUCCAUCAACAUGACAUACUGUGCAUUAAACCAAUGUGGAUCUCCAGCAUUCGAGUGAGGCUUCCGCCCCCUCUGCUAUCUCAUUUUUUUUUUGGAUUGAUUGAAACAGAUGCCAAAGUUGCCAUAGCUUGCUUUACCGAACUUGGUACGACACCGGUUUAGGCAUGCCUCUGGCUCGCAGCCUGUCCAUCACCUCCCUGUCGGGGUUGGAGGAGUGGGAUGAGGAGUUUGACCUGGAGGACGCUGUCCUCUUCGAGAUCGCAUGGGAGGUGGCCAACAAAGUCGGUGGGAUUUACACAGUGAUCCAGACCAAAGCCCGUCUGACAGCAGAGGAAUGGGGAGAAAACUAUUUCCUGGUUGGUCCGUACGUGGAGAGUAACGUCCGCACCCAGGUGGAGCUGAUCGAGCCCACCAACCCUGCCCUUAAGAGAGCCAUAGACAAGAUGAAUUCCAGUGGAUGUAAGGUGUACUUUGGUCGUUGGCUGAUUGAGGGCAGUCCAUACGUGGUGCUGAUAGAUGUGGCGUUCACGGCCUGGAACCUGGAUAAGUGGAAAAAAGAGUUGUGGGACAACUUCUCCAUCGGGGUGCCCUGGUUCGACCGCGAGGCCAACGACGCCGUCCUCUUUGGCUUCUUGACCGCCUGGUUACUAGGAGAGUAUGCAGCGCAGUGUGAGGAGCCUCCCCAUAUCCUGGCCCAUUUCCAUGAGUGGCUGGCAGGCCUGGGCCUGGCUCUAUGCCGACAGAGACAGUUGCCCGUGGCAACAAUCUUCACCACCCACGCCACCCUGCUGGGACGCUACCUAUGUGCCGGCAGCGUGGACUUCUACAACAACCUUGCCGAUUUCAACGUGGAUAAGGAGGCGGGGGAUAGACAGAUCUACCAUCGGUAUUGUCUGGAGCGGACAGCGGCGCGCUGCGCUCAUGUCUUCACCACCGUCUCUCAGAUCACAGCCGUUGAGGCAGAGCACCUGCUGAAGAGGAAACCAGACAUAAUCACCCCUAACGGGCUGAAUGUGAAGAAGUUCUCUGCCAUGCAUGAGUUCCAGAACCUGCACGCCCAGAGCAAGAACCGUAUCCAGGAGUUCAUCAGAGGUCACUUCUAUGGGCACCUGGACUUCAACCUGGACAAGUGUCUGUUCCUGUUCAUCGCUGGGAGGUAUGAGUUCAGCAACAAAGGGGCGGAUAUCUUCUUGGAGGCUUUGGCCAGACUCAACUAUCUACUGAGAGUCAACCACAGCGAUGUGACUGUCGUUGCGUUCUUCAUCAUGCCUGCGCGGACCAACAACUUCAACGUGGAGACGCUGAAAGGCCAAGCAGUCAGGAAGCAGCUCUGGGAUACAGCUCAAACUGUGAAAGAACGCUUCGGAAAGAAACUUUAUGAAUCACUGCUGGUUGGGCAGUUGCCGGACGUGUCCAAGAUGCUGGACAAGGAUGACUUCACCAUGAUGAAGCGUGCCAUCUUUGCCACCCAGAGGCAGUGCCAGCCUCCCAUCUGUACCCACAACAUGCUGGAGGACAGCAACGACCCCAUCCUCACUUGCAUUCGCCGCAUCGGCCUGUUCAACAGCUCUGCCGACCGUGUCAAGGUGAUCUUCCACCCAGAGUUCCUCUCCUCCACCUCUCCCCUCCUUCCCAUGGAUUAUGAAGAGUUUGUAAGAGGCUGCCAUCUUGGAGUGUUCCCCUCUUACUAUGAACCAUGGGGAUAUACACCAGCUGAGUGUACAGUCAUGGGGAUCCCCUCAAUCUCUACCAACCUCUCUGGGUUUGGCUGCUUCAUGGAGGAACACAUAGCUGAUCCCUCAGCAUACGGAAUCUACAUCCUUGAUCGCCGGUACAGAGGGGUUGAUGAGUCAUGUAACCAGCUCACAUCGUACCUGUUCCAGUUCUGCCAGCAGAGCCGGCGCGCCAGGAUCAUCCAGCGGAACCGCACCGAGCGCCUGAGUGACCUUCUGGACUGGAGAUAUCUGGGCAGGUAUUACAUAUCAGCUCGUCACAUGGCCCUGGCUAAAGCCUUCCCGGAUACCUACUUCUACCAACCUCAUGACUCUGAGACUGCCCAAGGUUUCCGUUACCCUAGACCGGCCUCUGUGCCCCCAUCUCCGUCUCUGUCACGCCACUCCUCCCCCCGCCAAAGCGAGGCAGAAGAAGAUGAUGACCGCUAUGAUGAAGAUGCAGAGGCAGAGAAAGACCGCUUGAACAUCCGCCAGCCCUUGACCCUGCCUAGUAAAAAGGGUCCCGCCUUGCCUUACACCCUGCCAGGUGCCAACGGAGAGAAAAACGGCGCCGCCAGCGUGAAAAACUGACUGUCUCACACACACAACAUACACAAACGUACACAUGCUGAUACUCACUACACACAACAUACAUGUUACAAACACGCCACUCUUAUCUUGACCGUCUCCACUUCCAUAAUAUAGAUCAACAACUGCUGAAGAGAUGAGCUCUUACAGUAUGUUAUUCAUCCAGCAGCCAGAACGUCUUCCAAACCUGCAUGCAGCUCUGCCUCUGUGGGCAUCCUGUAUGGAGGAGGAGAGGGAAAGGAUGGCUAGCCGGGUGACGGUUCCUUGAGUUAAAGAGCCCAGCUUUGAGAUAACGAAGUGGGGUAACUUGGAGUAUAUAGGAGGGUUACCUCUGGUCAUUCAUCUAGGUUACCUCUGGUCAUUCAUCUAGGUUACCUCUGGUCAUUCAUCUAGGUUACCUCUGGUCAUUCAUCUAGGUUACCUCUGGUCAUUCAUCUAGGUUACCUCUGGUCAUUCAUCUAGGUUACCUCUGGUCAUUCAUCUAGGUUACCUCUGGUCAUUCAUCUAGGUUACCUCUGGUCAUUCAUCUAGGUUACCUCUGGUCAUUCAUCUAGGUUACCUCUGGUCAUUCAUCUAGGUUACCUCUGGUCAUUCAUCUAGGUUACCUCUGGUCCACAGGAGGCUGCUGAGGGAGGAUCAGCUGGAAUAAUGGCUGAAACCAUGAUACUAUUCCAGGUAUUCUGCUCCAGCCAUUACCACGAGCCCGUCCUCCCCAAUUAAGGUGCCACCAAUCUCCUGUGCUCUGGUCCUUAAUCUAGGAAAUUAUGAAAUCCUUGCCAGUGUAGACUAACAUGAGUUGUAACUGAGGCUAAGACAACCAUAUGAUAACCAGUGGUAACAUCAGGAUAAAGAAACUAGGGCUAAUUAGUCUUGCUAACAAGGGCAAAGGCAUUGGCCCACUAUGUCAUAGUCACACAACCUACCCAACCCAACAGCAACAAUUUUCCUGUUCAGACACUGAAGCAGUAACAGCAACCUGUUUAAACAGCAGCAGCACUUUUCCUGUCACACUGUAGCUGUAACAGCAACCCAACCAGCAGCAGUACUUCCCUGGGCUAGGAAACCAAUAAGCGACACAUUUAGAGCUGGGCCCAUAGAGUUAGACUAGAUAGAUGUACUGUAUAUAGCCCGUUUUCUGCAUGGACAUUGCCGUUGAGGGCUUCUACCACAGAUACUAAGAUGAGUCCUCUUUGUAACUCUAUGGCUGAGCCUCAGAACGUCCUGCUGAAGAGCCUCCUGCUGAAACAGGCUCCCAUUCGUUCAGAGAUUCAGACCUUUCUGUGGGCGUUGUCGUCGUCUCUGGGCCUUGUACUGUAUUAGAACCGGCACUACUGUGUAAAAACUGUUGAUUGGUCACCUUUUAACCUUUCAGUCAGUGAGCGUGUGUGUGUGUGAUGGAACACUGAUUCUGCCUGCACUCUUUGAGGUUUAGGUAAAAGGUGGGGCUUCCAUCCUGAGAAGCUAGUGGUGUUUUUAGACGACAGACUGUAUUAGAGAGGAGGAAGGGAGAAGGUCACAGGUUUGGGAGGAUCCUAUUCCCGGCUGUGCACAGCCAGAAACCAAGAUGAGUUGAUCCAGAGCCCACACUGCUGUGUCAGUUUGUUUGUGUUACAAUCACACACCAGAGGAGGAGAAAAUAAAGUAUAUUCUAUGUAUUAAUGAAGAAA
This is a messenger RNA of Salmo salar (Atlantic salmon), 4021 nucleotides long. NCBI's taxonomy places the organism in Eukaryota, Metazoa, Chordata, Actinopteri, Salmoniformes, Salmonidae. The record is from RefSeq and is a predicted model, not a curated record.